GGCACAGUCGUCCAGUGGGGUAAAGGUCUGCUGCGGACAAAACAACACUGAGCCUCCCUGAAGUCCAGCCGGCUGCAAGACCCAAGAUACUGCCGCUGUGUGUGUGUGUGCGUGUGUGUGUGUGUGUGUGGAUGCAUUAAUCUAACGGGUCCCGGAGAAGAAAGAAGAAAUGGCAAAUCAUUUGUCAGAGUCUCUGCCCGAGCGGACCUUCCAGUACCAAAGCAGCCUGCCAGCCCUGCCUGUCCCGACACUAGAAAUGAGCCUUUCCAAGUACUUGGAUUCAGUUCGCCCUUUUGCAUCUGAUGAAGAGUUCAAGGCUACAUUUGACAUGGUGAAGAAGUUUGAACAGGGUGUUGGCAAAGAUCUGCACCAGAAACUACAGCAGAGAGCGAAGACAAAGAGAAACUGGCUGGAAGAAUGGUGGUUAGACACUGCGUAUCUGGAGAUCCGUACCCCCUCUCAGCUGAAUGUAAACUUCGGAGGCCCGGCGCCCUACCUGGAGCACUGCUGGCCUCCUGCAGAGGGAACUUCUCUUCAUAGGGCCAGUAUUAUCACAUGGCAUUCACUAGAGUACUGGAACAUGAUCCGCACGGAGAGGCUGCCUCCGCAGAAAGCUGGAAAAACAGCAUUAGAUAUGGACCAGUUCAGAAUGUUGUUCUGCACCUGCAAAGUACCCGGAGUAAAGAAGGACACCAUUCGUAACUACUUCAAAACAGAGAGUGAGGGUCCAUGCCCUUCCCAUUUGGUAGUGCUUUGUCGUGGACGUGUCUUCACUUUUGACGCACUCUGUGAUGGACAAAUCCUCACUCCUCCAGAAAUACUCAGGCAGCUGAGCUACGUGAAAGAGCGCUGUGAGAGAGAGCCAGAGGGAGACGGAGUGAGUGCUCUCACCUCGGAGGAGAGGACUCGCUGGGCGAAGGCCAGAGAGCAUCUAAUAAGCAUUGAUCCGCACAAUAAGACCAUCCUGGAGACCAUCCAGAGCAGUCUGUUCAUCAUAUCUCUGGAUGAAACCAAACCCUACUCCUCUCCAGAGAACUACACCAAUAUGACCCUGGAAGCACUUACAGGCAACCCAACCAUACGCUGGGGAGACAAGUCGUACAAUUCAAUCGUGUUCGCAGACGGCACGUUUGGAUCCACUUGUGAUCAUGCGCCAUAUGAUGCAAUGGUACUGGUGUCCUUUUGUUGGUAUUUGGACCAGCAAGUUAAAGCUACAGAAGGCAAAUGGAAGGGCUCAGAUGUGGUCAGACCCAUACCCCCUCCUGAGGAGCAGGUGUUUACUGUGGACGAAAAGAUCCAGAGCGACAUCGGCCACGCCAAGCAGCAAUACCUGGAGUCGACUCAGGACCUGCAGGUGGUGUGUCACGCCUUCACAGCGUUUGGAAAAGCGGCCAUCAAAGAGAGGAAGCUGCAUCCAGACACCUUUGUACAACUAGCCAUGCAGCUGGCCUACUACAGACUGCACAAGAAGCCGGGAAGUUGUUAUGAGACAGCAAUGACGCGCAAGUUCUACCACGGCAGGACGGAGACGAUGCGACCGUGCACGAAGGAGGCUGCGGACUGGUGUGCAGUCAUGACGGACCCCGCGUCCAAUGGUGAUGUCAAGAGGAAAGCCAUGCUGCUGGCCUUCAAUAAACACAACAAACUGAUGGCUGAGGCCCAGGAAGGAAAAGGUUUUGACAGGCAUCUUCUUGGGCUGUAUCUCAUUGCCAGAGAGGAGGGACUUCCCACUCCAGAACUCUUCAUGGACCCCCUCUAUGCAAGGAGCGGUGGCGGUGGUAACUUCGUGCUGUCAUCCAGUCUGGUGGGCUACACCACAGUUCUGGGGGCCGUGGCUCCCAUGGUGCACCAUGGUUAUGGCUUUUUCUACCGCAUCAGAGACGACAGGAUUGUUGUUUCCGUCUCAGCGUGGAAGUCUUGCCGUCAGACAGAUGCUGCGUCACUGUACAACAUCUUCUGUAGCUCCCUGCACGAGAUGCUCCACCUGGCCACCACCUCUCAGCUCUAAGUGCUCCGCCGAAGAGACCGUGUUGCUAAACACAGGCUGAUGCACGUUUACUUUUUAUCCCUCAGCACGUUUCAACAUUAACACGCGCACAUUUUACAAACCCUCAGUUACCAGCCGACAGCUAGUGAUAGUAAUGUUUUCAGCACAGAUCAAUGCAAAUAUAGAGAAUCAGUGCCAGUAAGUGAUGACCACUGGUUUUGGCAUUUAAAAAAAGUAACUCUUCUGUUUCUUGUUGUGCUAAACACACAUUAGUUGAUACUCUAGGUGUAAAUAUUUGUCCUGAUUAUCAUGAUUGUAGUAUAUGUUUUAUUGAGAAUGUUUAAUUUUAUUUCCAUCAGUAUUAAUCCACAUGCGAGCCAAAAUUAUGCCACGGCUCCACGCUUUUCUUUAUGUUUGUCAGAAUAAGUAGAGACUGUUUGAAGGUGGAUAAAUUGCAGAACAUAACUUCUGGUUGUUUUGACUGUUUGCUUUAGAUUUUUCUUUUACAAUAAAAGGUAUUCCAUUUAAAUCCAUGAAAACAACUUUGAUGUAAGUUAAACAAAAUUGAUUUGUCUUGUUUCAUGUUCUGAUUUUGUCCUCCAAACAAAAUCUACAGGAAUGUAAAAAUCAGUCAACUUAUUGAAGUUGGACAGAAAUUAAGAUUGAUUUUCCUCUAAGUUUAAUAAGCUGAUGAUAUAUUCUUGGUUUUUACUUGUGGCUUACACGGUCAAUAAUCACCAUAGAGAAUAAGUGUCAUUUUUGUUUAUUAUUCCACAAACACGUGCAGUUAAAGGAUAGUUCACAAUUUGUUAUUGUGACGAAGAAGCACUACAUUUUGUCCCCCAUCACUUACAUUAAGAAGGCGUCUCUGAUCUUGAAGAAAUGCGUUGCGCAAAACAUUUUUCAGUGUCUAAACGGGCGCAGAUAUUGUUCUAGGAUGGACUUGAAAAUUGGCAAAUCCUUCCUUUAAUCAGCUGAGGACCAACACAGUUAGCCAAUGCUGUUUGCCCCCAGUGCUCCCUCUGUUCCUCUGUGACUCUUUAGGUUAGUUAACUAGAAUAACAGGGUCAAAUUUUUAAUUUGAAUUUUUAAUUAUUAGUCAUCAUCAUUUCUAGACCUGUGAAAGAUUUUUUUGACAAGAGCUGCUGUAUCAUGAUUGUUUAUAUUUCUAUGCUCAAAAAUGUGAGAAUAAUUGAAAUGUCUGCCUUUUGAAGAUUAAAGCCUGCCUUCCAGUCUACUGAAGUACUGCACAUUGUGUUGUUAUACUUCAGUGCAUCAGUGAAACUUGUUUUGGUGAUUGUUUCAACAUCCUUGAACCAAAUCCUUACUAACAUGGUCACUGCACUUUAUGGGCUCUACACACUAUGCAGCUUUCCUUUAUUGUUUUGAUGUCUCUCCAGUUAAAGAUGAAUGACUGUUCAUGGCUUCGCACUGCUGUAAAACCUCACAAAUCAUCACGAACCUUAAAAACUGUGGUUUCUUUCUCUGCAUUUAAAGCCUUAAACUAACCUGUAAUCUGUCUGUGAAUGUUGACUGAACUUUGAGAAAUGUAAGAUUGUUCUUCCUUCAAAUAUUACACUGAAAAAUAGCUCAAUAUUUUUAAAUCUGAAUAUGAACAUUGAAAGAAAAUGUAUGUAAUUUUGGAAAUGUAGUCAAGUUGAAAUAAACUUUUAAGAGAUU
This is a messenger RNA of Acanthopagrus latus (yellowfin seabream), 3667 nucleotides long. It is a transcript of the gene crot, whose product is annotated as carnitine O-octanoyltransferase. NCBI's taxonomy places the organism in Eukaryota, Metazoa, Chordata, Actinopteri, Spariformes, Sparidae. Gene Ontology annotation, cellular component: peroxisome. The coding region runs from base 170 to 2008 and encodes 612 amino acids. The transcript is spliced from 17 exons. The record is from RefSeq and is a predicted model, not a curated record. Gene Ontology annotation, molecular function: carnitine O-octanoyltransferase activity.